This is a messenger RNA of Metarhizium brunneum ARSEF 3297, 948 nucleotides long. The record is from RefSeq and is a predicted model, not a curated record. NCBI's taxonomy places the organism in Eukaryota, Fungi, Ascomycota, Sordariomycetes, Hypocreales, Clavicipitaceae.
AUGGCCACUAUCACCCUGCCCGAGCCCUUUGCCAGCAUACCCCGAGAGUCAUUUCUCUUCGGCCCCUCGCCCAUCGAGCACCUGCCACGCAUAUACCUCGCCUCCGAGGCGUUGGCCCUAGGCUGCGACACCCUCGUGUCCAUCGGCGGCGUGCAGUCAAACCACACGCGCCAGGUAUCAGCGGUAGCAGCCAAGCUGGGCCUCAAGGCCGCCACCGUCCAAGAGCACUGGGUCGACUGGCACGACGCCGGCUACGAAAAGGUAGGCAACAUCCAGCUCUCGCGGCUCAUGGGCGCCGACGUGCGCCUGGACCCGUCGACCUUUGGCAUCGAGCACAAGUUCACGCUGGCCCGGCUCGUGGCCGACGUCGAGGCCCGGGGCGGCCGGCCGUACGCCAUCCCGGCCGGCGCGUCGGACCACCCCCUCGGCGGGCUCGGCUUCGCGCGGUGGGCGUUCGAGGUGGAGGCCCAGGAGCGCGAGAUGGGCGUCUUCUUCGACACGGUCAUCGUGUGCGCCGUCACGGGCUCGACGCUCGCCGGCAUGAUUGCGGGCUUCAAGCUCGCCCAGAAGCAGGGCUCGCGCGCGCGCCGCGUCAUCGGCAUCGACGCCUCGGGCCGGCCCCGCGAGACCUUUUCCCAGGUCCUCCACAUCGCGAGGCUCACCGCCUCCCGGAUCGGCCUGGACGAGCACGACGUCACGGAGCGCGAUGUCGUCCUCAACACCGACUACAACGCCGGCGUCUACGGCGUCCCGGACGAGGCUACCGUCGACGCUAUCAAGUUUGGCGCCCGGACCGAGGCCUUCAUCACCGACCCCGUCUACGAGGGCAAGAGCCUCGCCGGCAUGAUGGGGCUGAUUCGAUCGGGCGAGAUUUCUGCCGGGAAUGUGCUGUAUGCCCAUCUGGGCGGGCAGUUGGCCCUGAAUGCGUACUCGGAACUUGGGCUGUGA